ACCAGGGUCUUAUGAAGAACUUAGAAAAAGCUUGCUACAUGGUGUCAAUAUUGAGGAGGAAGUUAUUGAAAGAUCUAGCAAGUAGGAAGGAUCGAGGAGAGAUGUUAAUCAAGGUAAUAUAUCUGCUUGUCCCAAAUGAAUAGAUAACAUGACUGAAGAUGUUCGACAGUAUCUCAAUGCGUAAAUGCCGCAAAGGUUAAAGCGGGUGAAUACAAAACUGCAAGACAUCUUUUGUUUGCCUUUAUCUAUUCGAUUAAAUUGUUGUCUGCACUUUUUAAUCAACAGGUGCUUUUUCAAAUUGAGCUACAAAAUACACACCUUACAGUACUGUUUUUCGUAAUCCUCUAUCAAAGAAAACAUGUAGAGUAAUAUCAAGAAUAAAGUCUGUUUCAAUUUGUUUAUUAAGGUACCAGACCUUAAUAAACAAAUGGCUUUGAAUAUACCGAAGUGAUCUUGCAUUCAAAUUUCGGUAUCUUAGAAACUGAUUCGGAAUAUUCAAACAGUAGUAUUAUCAGCGCUAUAUUAAGGUUUGAAGGAAAAUACAGUAUUUGCAGGAGAUUUGGCGACCAAGGAAUAAUCAAUUCAUUCCAGCAUACAAAUUCUUUGUGGAUUUAUUUGGUGAACGAAUUGGAAGCGACUGAUUGGAUUGCGUCAACAGUCCAAUAAAUCUUCGGUAAGGAAAGGUCUUCAUAUGGUUAAUGUCUGACUGAUGUCCCGGGAUAACAAAUGCAUACCAAAAUACAUUUAAGUUUCUUAGCGGUGUGGAUCAGUUCUGUCACGGCUACCAUUGAAACAGAAGGUGCUUAUGUUCUUACACAAGAGAAAAGCUAUCAUACAAGCAUAUCAUCAACAACUGUGUUGGUACAUACAGAAACAGAAUGCUACCAUAGAUGCUACAGAAGUGAUAAACCAUGUCUUGGUGCCAAUUUUCAGGCCAGUUCGGGGGUUGGACCGUUUAAGUGUGAGAUAAUACAGGGCGUUGGAAGGGCUGAUGGCAUUACGAAGCAAGAUGGCUGGACGUUCAUGAGUCGCAUAAACGAAAAGAAAUCCCAGGAUACACAGAAAGCAACUCCAUCAAAAGAGAGCAAUACUUGCUGUAAAAGCAUAAAAGCGUUGGACAACUCGACAGAAAACGGUGCAUAUUGGCUCCACACUGGCAAUCGAACCUUUCAGGUCUACUGUGACAUGAAAAAUGGCGGAUACACCCUUAUUGCGCGGUUUUCCAAUGCUGAUGCAGGGAACUGGAUGCAGGCCUCUGGGGAAUUUUGGUACACAACAGAGGAGUAUGGGCAAACCAAUUCGACCAUUGUCAAUAGUGACAUGCUGAGCUUGGCGUUUUCAAUGGUGAACGGUAGCGACAUAAAAGUAAGCAGAAGUGACGAUAUUGAGCACACAGCCUUGCUGAAUGCACCAGGGUGUUUGCUUGGAACCACAAUGCGCGCUAGGAUGACCUCAUAUGGAGAUUUCAGGAAUGGAAAAGUUUGGACUUCCAGUGACAGGUGUCUUGGUAACUGCAGUGCCGUGUUUUCGGGACAGUAUGCGACAACCGUUGGAUUCAAGUACGCUACAUCAACCUGCACAGCAAGCAAUGAUAUUCUUAAUGGCAACAAUAUUGGGUUUUGGUGUAGAUAUAGCACUGGAGAUGGCUCUGUAAUAAUGAUAGGCGGAGGUGGAGCAAGUUGUGCCAGAGCAGACCACGGCAUUGGCGUUACAGAAGAAGACAAUGCCAGAUUAGGUGGGUCACUGCCGUCGAAGGAUUUUGGAGAUGAUGGGGCUUCGGGAGCUACUACCUACUCGCUAAAUCUUUGGAUAAAAUAGGAUGAAUCUGGACAGGCAAGACUUCUUAUACAACCAGCAUAUAUUUCAUGGUAUUGUUAACUUAAUUAGAGGCAUUUUCUUUCAAUGACGAUGAAGCCUCAAUAACAAAAACAAUAGCAAGAAAUUAAAAGGUUAUAUUUUUUAGCUUUAUCUGUCAAUGUUGUCUCUUUAACAGCACAGCAUUACUCUAAUGCCUGUUGGUUUUUUGGUGAUAAACUUCAAACUGGUCUGAUAAACUUAAACCACGGUGAUAAUCUUCAAACUGGUCUUCAAAGUUUUUGGAUUCGCUAUUUUUGGCGAGUUAAAGAGGAAGCCAAUGUGGUAGAAAUUUUCACUUACUUAUGCUGUUAGAUAGCAAGGCUGCAAAAGUAGUUAGGUCAUUAGUGUGAUGUCAAAUCAGAAAACACACCAGUAAGCUACUUGGAAGAAGGUGAGAUCACCAAGAUUUCGCAUAGAAGAAGUGUGUGGAGUUUGCGAUAUAAAAACUUGAUUGUCUGCUCAUUUUAGCUAUGUCGUUGAACUCAAACCUGUUUUCAAACUACGUCAUGGCUCUGGU
Molecule: messenger RNA, 2374 nt
Organism: Rhopilema esculentum
Lineage: Eukaryota; Metazoa; Cnidaria; Scyphozoa; Rhizostomeae; Rhizostomatidae
Molecular function (GO): oligosaccharide binding
Source: RefSeq, a predicted model, not a curated record